Messenger RNA from Penicillium diatomitis, 948 nucleotides. RefSeq names its product putative aldo-keto reductase (AKR). The transcript is spliced from 2 exons. NCBI's taxonomy places the organism in Eukaryota, Fungi, Ascomycota, Eurotiomycetes, Eurotiales, Aspergillaceae. Gene Ontology annotation, cellular component: cytosol. The record is from RefSeq and is a predicted model, not a curated record. Gene Ontology annotation, molecular function: aldose reductase (NADPH) activity. Bases 1 to 948 code for a protein of 315 amino acids.
AUGACCAGGUCUAUCCAAAAAGUAUGGGACAAGUACACAUUGCUGGCAGUUGGAACUUCCGUCCCAACUGUCCUUCCUGUAUUUAUCUACGGUACUGCCUGGAAGAAAGAGCGGACAGCAGGACUGGUCUACGACGCGAUAACUGCAGGAUUCCGAGCUAUCGACACUGCAGCACAGCCUCGUCAUUACCAAGAGCAUCUCGUGGGGGAAGGAAUCCAAAGAGUCAUUGCAGAGGGUAUCGUCCGCCGAGAAGACCUCUACAUUCAAACAAAAUUCAGUCCCAUAGCCGCACAGGAUCCGGAGAACAUGCCAUACAAUGCAGAGGCCUCCGUGACUGAACAAGUCCAUGCAUCGGUCAAGUCGUCGCUCUAUAAUCUUCGACCAUCACCUGAUCCACGCACCACAACAGAUACGUACAUUGACACUGUGGUUAUACAUUCGCCCUUGCAGACUCCAGAAGAGACUCAAGAGGCAUGGCAAGCCCUCGAAUGUUAUGUACCGCGCUAUAUUCGCAAUCUGGGCAUUUCUAAUUGCUCUGUUCCUGUGCUACGGGCCUUGUUCAAUGCUGCCACUGUGAAACCAGCAACUGUUCAGAAUCGAUUCUAUCCAGCCACAUCCUAUGACUCUGAGCUACGUGGAUUUUGUCUCGAAAAUCAGAUCAUAUAUCAGAGCUUUUGGACUUUGACAGCCAACCCGACCCUGGUGCGCUCUCGUCCUGUGCAGCAGCUUGCCGCUCAGGUGGGGAUCAGUGCACCAGCUGCACUCUACACCCUCGUGAUGGCCCUUGGAAAUACUUCCGUACUCAACGGAACCACGAAUAAGGCUCGCAUGAACGAAGACUUGGCAGCGCCCCUUGCUGUGAGCGAGUUUAUCCAGAAGCGACCGGAACUGUGGGCGCGACUUUCUGGGGAUUUCCAAGAAAUAGUGGGAGCCUAUCAAAGUAUGUAA